Molecule: messenger RNA, 2542 nt
Organism: Pantherophis guttatus
Lineage: Eukaryota; Metazoa; Chordata; Lepidosauria; Squamata; Colubridae
Product: p53 apoptosis effector related to PMP-22-like
Biological process (GO): cell-cell adhesion
Cellular component (GO): cell-cell junction
Source: RefSeq, a predicted model, not a curated record
CAACAGGUUGUUGUAGUGACUUGCUCAUAGAAAUUUAGGUGGAGUUUUCUUUAGGGCCUUGGAUCACAAAGCUGCGCUCUCUCCUCUCUGCUUUUCUUUCUUUCUUUUUCUCUUUUCCAUUCACACACAUUUUAUUUACCCCCUGUUUUUUUCCCCCCCAGACUACCAAAGCCAUUGCAGGAAGACCUUUUUGCUUAGCAUUUAAAGUGACUGGAAAAAACCCAACAGCAAGAUGGUUCAGUAUGGUCUGGAUUAUACCCGCUGCAGAUGGAUCUUGCCUCUUCUGCUGGGCUUAGCAAUGAUCUUUGGCAUCAUUUCACUAGCUGGUUGGGGCUGGGUAACCUCACAAACUUUUCCGUUUGUGACUGAAGGCUCGUUAUGGAAGUUAUGCUCUUUGGAAGAUGAACGGCGAUGUACAUCUCUAAUGAAUUUUGCUUGGGGUAGAGGUGCAGCUGGUACCUUCUUAGUUGGAUUUGUACUCGUCUGCAUCUGCUUUGCCUUGUCCAUCAUCGCCUUUGCCAUCCCAACACUUCGCUUCAACUUCAUUAGAGGCAUAGGAGGCUUGUGUUUUGUUGCUGCCAUAUUCUCAUUAAUGGGCCUUGUCAUCUAUGCUGUAAUGAUUUCAACACGUGUGUCCUUCCCAGUAAAUACCCUGCAUGUGUUUGAUUGGAGCUACGGAUUUGGAUGGACCAUGUGUAUCAUGUCAAUAGGUCUUGGAUUCUUCUUUUGUUGUCUCCCCCUCUAUGAAGAUCAUAUUUUGGGAAACGUCAAACCUGAAUUUUAUUAAAAUCUCCUAUAAAGAGCAGCAGGGUCAUCAUAGGGAAUCCCUGACUGUUUGGGGUCUAAAGAAGCAUACAGGCAUACCUACCAGCUCAAGUCCAAUAUGCAAGAAUAUUAGAAUAUAUAGAGGUUUAGCAGCUCAAAAAAAAAAAAAAAGUAUGAACGAGAAUUGCUCUCAAUUCUUGUUAAUGUGGAUUUGUUAUUUUUUUAAAAAAACUUUUUUUUAUGAUUAGUUUUUACAGGGAAAUAAUAACUGAACUGCCUUAAUUAAACAUUCACCAAUUUACAGUGUUUAUUUAUAAUCAGUAUUGACUUCCUCCUGUGGCCUCCACUAUUCUGCAGGCUGCUCCCAACCUUUUGGGGGCACACUUUCAGGGGCAGGGGUUCAAAAGCCUGCAGAGGGUAAAAUGAAUUAAUGGCAACAGCUAUUCUGCUUCAUUCCUUAGUGUGAGAGAAAUCCUGCUAAAGCCUGUUUAUAUUCAAUCCACUAGAUAGAUACACUAUCUUUUUUUUUUUUUAAAAAAAGAACCUUCUUGAUUGCAUUAUUACUAAUAGUAUAAGCUUGUCUUCUCCAUCCUGUCAACUGCAGAUGUGUUGGGAUUGCAACUCUCAGAACUGGAUGUUUAAUUAUGGUGGCUGAAAAUUUUUGGAAUCUUGUUGUUGUUCUAAUGAAACAUCAGUAUUGAAGCACAUGCUUUGUUUGCAAAAAAAAAAUAAAUAAAUUCCAAAUUUAGGCUAUAACAUUUUAUUAACAAUAAUGGGAAAGUUGAAGCCAACAUGGAAAACUUUUAUAUACCUGAAAGCAUUAUUAGCCAGAACAGACUGCAUGAACUGCACAAAUUGUUUAGUUAGGAAGAGGUUGGGAAGAAAUUAUGUUCCCACCCUAACUGAGAAAACCAGGAACCAACCUAAUUUCUCCUAGUUUUAACAAAAAUAUUUUGCCUGCACAUUUUAAAGGCAACUCUAUGACAUUCUAAACUUGUUUACAAUAAACAGUAAUCUCUUAUUAGAUGUUCUCAGAUCUGCAAGCUGACCUUCAGAAGAGUUUGCUGAAGUUCCGGUUGUACUUUUGUAUUAGCAUAUCUUAGUUUUGCCUACUUGUUUUAAAGUGUAAAUACAUAGCCUUUUGUAAUGCAUGGAUGUAUAAUUGCCAAAAUAUGUUCCUUAUUUUUUUUUAGAGGGGCAAUUCUUUUGUAAUAUUUUGUUUAUGUUCAGAUGAUGAAAGCAACACAAUCUGUCAUAACACUGAAAAGACAAUGGUGCUUCAUAGGCAUAGAGAGGUCAGAAAAUGUACAUAUAUACAUUAUCUAUUAUACUAAGGGUCAUCUGGUACUGAUUUCUUUUGCCAUAUAUUCUGACCUCUUACAGCAAGUGUGAGCAACUAUGGCAACUGUAUGACUUGUGGACUUCAACUCCCAGAAUUCCUUAGCCAACUGGCUUAAAGUCCAGUUAAAGUCCACAGGUCAUAAAGUCGCCACAGUUACCCACCCCUGCCCUAUAGACUUGUUUCUUAAUUCAAACCUUAUUCCCAAGUAAAAAUACAUAAAGCUGUCAUCUUAGAUUGUAAACCGUAGGAAUUGUGUAGUUUCCAUGUUCUGCAUAAUGCUCAAGGUUUAAUUAAAAGUUAAAUCAAUAGUUACAGUGGCAAGUUGAACUCAAAAUCAUCUAUUGUGCUUUGGCAUAAUUUUCCAUGUUUCUUAGCUGCAUGCUCAAAAGGAUGUGAUAUUAUUAAAAUUAGUUAAUAAAACAUUUUUGCCUGUUG